This is a messenger RNA of Dipodomys spectabilis (banner-tailed kangaroo rat), 917 nucleotides long. RefSeq lists its product as uncharacterized. The transcript is spliced from 5 exons. The record is from RefSeq and is a predicted model, not a curated record. Bases 45 to 917 code for a protein of 290 amino acids. Lineage: Eukaryota; Metazoa; Chordata; Mammalia; Rodentia; Heteromyidae. Gene Ontology annotation, biological process: immunoglobulin production; immune response.
CUAAUUGAGAAGCUAACUUGCACCCACAUUGCAGAUACAAGACCAUGGGGUCACAGGCUCACAUUCUCAGCCUUCUUCUCCUUUGGAUCUCUGACAGCAGAGCAGAAACAAUACUCACACAGUCUCCAGCAUUCCUGUCUGUGGCUGCAGGACACAAAGCCACCAUCCACUGCAAAGCCAGCACAGAUAUUGAUGAUGACAUGCACUGGUACCAACAAAAGCCAGGAGAAGCCCCUAAGCUCAUCAUUAAAGGUGUUUCUACUGUUGUUUCUGGAGACCCAUCCCGGUUCGGUGGCAGUGGGUAUGGAACAGAUUUUACCCUGACAAUUAAUGAUGUGAAGUCUGAGGACGUUGCAUAUUAUUUCUGUCAGCAUGAUGAUAAUUUUCCUUACACAGUGAUACACUCUGUUACAAAAACCUACUCAGUGUUCUCAGUGAGACUGUCUCUGCGGCUACUGAAGAUGUUCAACAGGGGAACUAGUCCCACUGUGGUGUUUGCUUCAUGCACAAGUGAGUUCACUUCCUCUUUCCUGUUCUGUCACUUCUACUCUCACUUCUCCCAUACUGUUCUUAACAAACCUGAUAUAAAGGCAGAGAAAGAUCAGGAUGGAAAAGGGGAUGGAGGAUCUACUGGUGAUGUUGUGAUGACCCAGACCCCAGUCUCCCUGCCCCAUGGAGAGCCAGCUUCCAUCUCCUGCAGGUCUAGUCAGAGUCUCCUGCAUAGAAAUGGACAUAUAUAUUUGGAUUUGUUCCUGCAGAAGCCAGGACAAUCUCCACAACUCCUGAUAUCUUUUGUUUCCAACAAUGCAUCUAUGAUCCCAGGGCCUCAUCCCGUAGAGAAGUCCACAAUUAGUAGAGCUCUGAGAAGCAAUGCUGGACACAAGGAGCCUAUGCAAAGAUCAGACAGUGUGAAAUAA